UAGAUCUGUAGCCCGCUGCUCUUCUCUCUCAUCUUUUAUCUCAUUAAAAUAUGUUUACAGCUAGCUAAUAGCACUGCUAUUGUAUCUGCUCUUAGUAUUCUCAUUGGAAUCAUCUAUACCUUUGUCAAUAAAAUUUGUUACUACAAAAAUUUAACAGAUAUAGUUACAGUAUAAUCAUGAUGUAAUUUUAUUAUAACUCUAAAUACAAUACAAUAUAAUUUAACUUUCAAAAGUUUCUUCAUGAUAUGUUUUUUUUUGAAGAAAUGAAGGUCGUGAGAACGAAUCCUCUCAUACGUGCGUGUUGUGGCCUUUUUACUUUCUCACUUGUACAAAUUUUAAAACAAAUUUAACAGUUUAAAAUUAUGUGAAAGUUACAUGCAAGUUAUAGUAUAAUUAUAUUACAAAUUUUUACUGUAAUUACAUCCGAUAAAUUUUGUCAAAAAAAAUAUAUAACAAAACUGUUAACGAACACCUUUUGUGGAUCGAUCCGAACAACUCUGAACUCUGAAGUGAAAUCCUUUUCGUUUUCGAAUCGGACUCACACUAAAUCUCCUCAUCUUUUUAUAUCACGAGCUAUCGUGCAAUUUAUCGUUGAUCGAUCGAAUCGUGGUGAAGAAAUCUGCAACGAAAACCGAUGGACGCCAACAUGCUGAGCGCGAUGAUGGCCGCCGUCGGCGGCGACAAGCCGCAGCCGGACACGUCGGAGCAGAUCAACGUGUCCCCCCUCGCCCUCCUCAAGAUGCUCAAGCACGGGCGAGCCGGCGUGCCGAUGGAGGUGAUGGGGCUGAUGCUGGGCGAGUUCGUCGACGAGUACACGGUGACGGUCGCCGACGUGUUCGCCAUGCCGCAGAGCGGCACCGGCGUGAGCGUGGAGGCGGUGGACCACGCGUUCCAGAGCGAGAUGCUGGAGAUGCUCCGGCAGACGGGGCGGCCGGAGAUGGUGGUGGGGUGGUACCACUCCCACCCCGGCUUCGGCUGCUGGCUCUCCGGCACCGACAUGGCCACGCAGCAGAGCUUCGAGCAGCUGCACCCGCGCGCCGUCGCCGUGGUGAUCGACCCGGUGCAGAGCGUCAAGGGGAAGGUGGUCAUGGACGCGUUCCGCCUCGUCGACCACAUGGCGAUGGUGCUCGGCGGCGCCGCGGGCGGCGAGGCGCGGCAGACCACGUCGAACGUCGGCGCCGUCGCGCGGCCGUCGGCGGUGGCGCUCGUCCACGGCCUCGGGCGGCACUACUACUCGCUCGCCAUCAGCUACCGGAUGAAGGAGGGGGAGGAGCGGAUGCUGGCGUGCCUCAGCCGGAGCGGGUGGUCCGACGGUUUCGCGCUGCGGCGGUUCGGCGCGCACGACGCCGGCAACGAGGCGGCGGUGCGCGGGAUGCGGGACCUCGCCGUGGGCUACGGGGCGCAGGUGAGGGAGGAGGACGAGACGCCGCCGGAGAGGCUCGCCGUGGUGAGGGCGGGCAAGGUGGACGCCAAGGGGAAGCUGGAGGAGAAGGCCAUGGACGCCAUGUCCGCCAACAUCGUGCAGACGCUCGGCAUGAUGCUCGACACCGUCACCUUCUAGGAUUACUAGUUUUAUUUUUUCGUCUUUUUUUUUCAAUUUUGACCGCUGGUAAAUUUCUUUUCAAUUUUGACCUUGCCCAAUCGGCUCUUGAGCUUUAAUCUCUUAAGCAAAUAUAUAUGUUCAAGGGAUUUUUUUUUCGAUAGAUGAAAUUAUUUUUCUUGUGAAGUAUAGUACAAUAUAAAAGCAGACGCUUAUAUACAUAUACCUCUCUAUUUAUAUGAAGUUUAAAACUUAAACCUGACUAUGAAAUUAUAGUUAGGUAGUAAUAUCAGAAAUAACUUAAUUUUGUUGAAAUACUCACUUAUGAUGUUAUACAUCAGUAAAUAAAAUCGUAAAAAUUAACACAAACAAAUCAGUGUGUCAAUUGGAAUGAGAUUGGGUUAUUUUAGAACACAUAAAUUUUACAUAAAA
Molecule: messenger RNA, 1972 nt
Organism: Oryza sativa Japonica Group (Japanese rice)
Lineage: Eukaryota; Viridiplantae; Streptophyta; Magnoliopsida; Poales; Poaceae
Product: 26S proteasome non-ATPase regulatory subunit 14 homolog
Biological process (GO): proteasome-mediated ubiquitin-dependent protein catabolic process; protein deubiquitination
Cellular component (GO): proteasome regulatory particle, lid subcomplex
Molecular function (GO): proteasome binding; metallopeptidase activity; protein binding
Source: RefSeq, a predicted model, not a curated record